Pestalotiopsis fici W106-1 is the source of this 747-nucleotide messenger RNA. RefSeq lists its product as uncharacterized. Lineage: Eukaryota; Fungi; Ascomycota; Sordariomycetes; Amphisphaeriales; Sporocadaceae. Bases 1 to 747 code for a protein of 248 amino acids. The transcript is spliced from 2 exons. The record is from RefSeq and is a predicted model, not a curated record.
AUGCACGUCAAGACAUCAGUCGGUCUGUUUGCCGCAACGGCAGCCGCCGCAUCUCACCCAAGGCUCGGCAGACGUGAUGUGAGCUGGGGCCCCAUUGUCGGCUUCCAAGAGACCAGCUCGGAAAUCAUCUCGACCACAUCCACCAUGUAUCCCGGCAAGAUGCCCUCGGACCAGGGAGGCUACAUGUUUGCCUGGAUUGGCGUUGGUGUCAACGGCGACGGCUACGACCUCAUUCAGUCCAUCGUCGGUUCCUACCCGGCGGGACAGAGCGAGUGCAGCGGCACCAACGCCGACACGACGUGGUGCAUCUCCAGCGAGGUCUACGGCCUCGACGACUCGGGCGCGACGACGCAGUUCGUCGGCGACGAGCGCACCGCCGACGUCAACUACGAGAACGGCAUCAUCUUCAACUACGAGCUGACCGACACGUCGACGUACUCGUGGACGCAGACCAUGACCGACGCCGUCACGGGCAACGUCCUCUCGACCUACACCAAGGUCUCCAAGCAGCAGUCCAACCUCUGGAACACGGCCAUUGAGCUGCAGGACUUUAACGGCGUCGACGGCAGCGGCACCGUGGAGCCGCAGUACUAUGUCAACACCACCAUUGUCCUCAAGGCAGCUGAUGCGAACUGGGGUUCGACCAUUUACGGCGAGUAUGGUGCCGAGUACACCACUCCUUCCACCUCGGACGGUGGCAAGACUUGGUAUAUCGAGAAGAUCACCGUGCCAGCCAUGAGCUCUUGA